UAAACUCCUCCAAUUCAGAAUCACAAAAUUGUAGGGGUUGGAAGGGACCUCAAGAGAUCAUCGGGUCCAACCCUCCUGCCAAAACAGGCACCCUAGAGCAGGUUGCCCAGGUAGGCGUCCAGACGGGCCUUGAAUAUCACCAAAGAAGGAGACUCAACAACCUCCCUGCCAGCCUGUUCCAGUGCUCCAUCACCCUCACUGUGAAGAAGUUCUUUUGCAUGUUGAGACUUGAACCCUUACAUUUUCAGGGCAGGGGAAACUUGACAUUGAGAGAAACACCAUGAGACUUCUUUGUACUUCACUUUCUUUUGCUGUGAUUUGCUGGCUAACUGAAGGUACCUUGUCAAAAACAGAUGCAAAGAAAGGUGCUACAAAAAAAAUGGAAGAAAAGGUGCUGCACUCUGAUAAAACAGUGCAGGAGCGGGGUCUGGUAGUUGUGGAUCCAAAGGCAAAGGAUAUCAUACUGGAACACAGAAGUUAUUGUUCCAAGACAAUGAAGGAAAGACACUUCUCAGGAGAUGUUCUGGGAUAUGUUACUCCUUGGAACAGCCAUGGCUAUGACAUUUCCAAAAUAUUUGGAAACAAGUUUACGCUAAUCUCACCAGUCUGGUUACAAGUGAGAAGAAAAGGGAAGGAGAGGUUCCAGUUCACUGGGCUCCACGAUGCUGAUAAAGGCUGGAUGAAAGAUGUCAGAAAAAACUCCAAAAACAUCAAAAUAGUGCCUAGAAUUUUGUUUGAUGGCUGGACUUACCAAGACUUUGAGAGUGUUUUUGGCAGUGAGGAUGAGAUAGAGGAACUUUCCAAGAACAUGGUUCUGCUAGCCAAGAAUGAAAACUUUGAUGGUUUUGUAGUUGAAGUUUGGAGUCAGCUGGGAAAUCAAAAGCAGAAGGAGCUGAUUCACUUGCUUGUUCACCUUUCUGAAGCUCUCCAUGAAGCACAACUAAAACUCAUACUGGUCAUCCCUCCUGCAGUUGCAGCAGGGACUAACCAGCCAGGAAUGUUCACGAAGAAAGAAUUUGAUCAGUUGGCCUCAGCAGUAGACAGCUUCAGUCUCAUGACAUACGACUAUUCAACACCACAACGACCUGGUCCAAAUUCCCCGCUUCCCUGGGUACGAGCCUGUGUUCAAGUACUGGAUCCUGAUUCAAAAUGGAGAAAUAAGAUACUUCUAGGGCUGAAUUUCUAUGGCAUGGACUACUCUGCUUUGGGAGCCUUGGGGGAGCCAAUACUUGGUAGAAGGUACAUUGAAACCUUGAAGGAGCACAAACCGAAAAUUGUCUGGGAUGAACAAAUUGCUGAACAUUACUUCAAAUACAAAAAAAAUAAAGGAGGAAAACAUGCCAUCUUUUAUCCAACACUGAAGUCCAUCCAGUUGCGCUUAGAGCUUGCAAAAGAAUUGGGCACUGGAAUAUCCAUCUGGGAACUGGGACAAGGCCUGGAUUAUUUUUAUGACCUUCUUUGAAGUAAGAGAUGAUCCGGGAGAGACUUUAUUUGCUUCGCUGAGACUCCACCUUCAGUUAAUUUGGGUAUACCAGAGAGGUGAUUUUUAAAGUAUGUUUUGUAAUUUAUAUAAUACCUGUAUUAAAAAUUAUUGCAUUUUUUUUUUCCAAUAAAGAAGCUUUUCUGAUUUGCCACAUA
Cygnus atratus (black swan) is the source of this 1638-nucleotide messenger RNA. It is a transcript of the gene CHID1, whose product is annotated as chitinase domain containing 1. The coding region runs from base 281 to 1462 and encodes 393 amino acids. Gene Ontology annotation, biological process: carbohydrate metabolic process. Gene Ontology annotation, cellular component: extracellular region. NCBI's taxonomy places the organism in Eukaryota, Metazoa, Chordata, Aves, Anseriformes, Anatidae. The record is from RefSeq and is a predicted model, not a curated record. Gene Ontology annotation, molecular function: oligosaccharide binding; chitin binding. The transcript has 13 exons.